AUGGCAUCCCAAGCCAGUCUUCUCCUUCAAAAACAGCUCAAAGAUCUUUGCAAACACCCUGUCGAUGGCUUUUCUGCUGGUUUGGUCGAUGAAGGCAAUAUUUUUGAAUGGAGUGUCACCAUAAUUGGACCCCCUGAUACUCUCUAUGAGGGAGGUUUUUUCAAUGCGAUCAUGAGUUUUCCUUCCAAUUAUCCAAAUAGUCCACCGUCGGUGAAAUUCACAUCAGAGAUAUGGCACCCUAAUGUAUAUCCUGAUGGCCGGGUUUGCAUAUCGAUCCUCCAUCCUCCUGGUGAUGAUCCUAAUGGUUAUGAGCUUGCAAGUGAGCGCUGGACACCUGUUCAUACGGUAGAGAGUAUAGUAUUGAGUAUCAUCUCAAUGCUUUCUGGUCCUAAUGACGAAUCUCCUGCAAAUGUUGAAGCUGCAAAGGAGUGGAGAGAUAGCAGAGAUGAAUUCAGGAAGAAGGUUGGCCGAUGUGUAAGGAAGUCACAAGAAAUGUUGUGA
Molecule: messenger RNA, 501 nt
Organism: Lathyrus sativus (Indian pea)
Lineage: Eukaryota; Viridiplantae; Streptophyta; Magnoliopsida; Fabales; Fabaceae
Source: the annotation of a GenBank genome assembly